GGCAUCUCCACCUUCUGGGAGCCCAGCUGGUUCGCUUCAUCAUUUUGCACUUCCUCUUGCUACUAUAAAGGCUUCUACAUUAUACCUCCAACUUGGUUCAACCAGUCCAUCUUGGUUCCCUCAGUCUACUUAAUUCAUCGGGUUGACAGAUUCGUCAUCAUGCGCUUUUCAGUCCUCGCCAUCUUCGCCGCCGGCCCCCUUCUAGCUGUCGCCAAGGACUGCGCCGUCUUCUACAAGUGGUCUGGUACAAGCAACUUGGACGUGUGGCGGGAUCUCAAAGCCGUCUCUAUGUGCGAGGACAUUGGUGGAAACGUCGCCAACAACGAAGUCGGCAUCAAAAAUAGAGGCAGUGAGACCAACAAAUGCACCGUCUGCCGCGGCGCUCGGAGCUCGACUCGGGACUACGACCGCACUAUUACGCAGGGGAGUGCCAGCGUUCCUUACUCGGUUCGAUGCGGAUACUACCAGCAGGGCCAAUGCUACGAUAAGCUCUGAGGCAGAUCGCCAGUGUCGUGAAAGAAGCCUGGUGGGGAGGCAGGGGUUGUCUCUUAUGAAGCAAAGCUGAAGAAUGGUGCAAGGAAUGGAUUGUGUCGGGAUAAUCGUUACGGGUAUAGCUCUGGCUAUUGGAAUUGGUCGGUUUACCUCAGUCACCGAUUUUAUGGACUAGCUAGUUGCAACUGGUGUGGCUAUUUGAUAUAGAUGUUGGAGGCAGCUUUAGUAUAAAUAUUAAGAGGUUAGGGUG
This is a messenger RNA of Ilyonectria robusta, 742 nucleotides long. RefSeq lists its product as uncharacterized. Lineage: Eukaryota; Fungi; Ascomycota; Sordariomycetes; Hypocreales; Nectriaceae. Bases 160 to 495 code for a protein of 111 amino acids. The transcript is spliced from 2 exons. The record is from RefSeq and is a predicted model, not a curated record.